Molecule: messenger RNA, 1252 nt
Organism: Exserohilum turcica Et28A
Lineage: Eukaryota; Fungi; Ascomycota; Dothideomycetes; Pleosporales; Pleosporaceae
Exons: 3
Coding region: 141-1142 (333 amino acids)
Biological process (GO): beta-D-galactose catabolic process via UDP-galactose, Leloir pathway; glucose metabolic process
Molecular function (GO): aldose 1-epimerase activity; carbohydrate binding
Source: RefSeq, a predicted model, not a curated record
GUCAAGGAAGGCUGUUGAAUAAGCCUGACUGCCUCUUUCCCACAUCAACAGGACCCAGCUAAUUCUGCAUCCUCCGCGACUCUCAGCUGAGGCCUGCCACCGUACACAUUACUCAGCUAGUCUCCCCCAAUUGCACCACCAUGUCUUCCACAAAGGCCUUUACUUUUCUGCCACUUGGCGCCAUUAUCCAAAAGUUCCAUGUCAAUGGGAAAAAUAUUGUACAGGGAUUCCCGACCGCUGAGCUGUACAAGCAAUACAAUGCCCCAUUCUUUGGCGAAACCAUUGGCCGUGUCGCCAACCGCGUGUCCAAGGCGAAGAUCAAUGACCUAAAUGGGAAGUCGUACCAGCUGCCAUUGAACGACGGGCCCAACUCUCUGCAUGGUGGAAACAUGGGUUGGGGAAAGCGCGAGUUUGAAGGCCCGAAGACGGUUGACCGCAAUGGCAAGGAGGCCACCUUGUUCCAGUAUCUCAGCAAAGACGGCGACGAGGGUUACCCGGGCACCGUACAGGUAAGCGUGUGGUACGUCCAGGAGAAGGAGCAAGUCAACGGCGCCGAGCAAGAGGUCCUGCAUAUCGAGUAUGAGGCUGAACUUAUUGGCGACCAAGUCGGUGAGACUGCCAUCAACAUGACCAACCAUAGCUACUUCAACCUGUCCGAAGGUCCUAGCAUCGCCGGCACAGAAGUCACCCUCAUCACCAACAAGUACCAGGUCGUCGACGAGGGAGGCAUACCUACAGGGCCCAUCCAAGACUACCCCGGCGUUACUCCCCACGAGACCUUCACGCUUGGCGAUAAGGAGCCCGACAUUGAUGACUGCUUUAUUGUCAACACGGACCCCAGCAGUAUACCGCUUGACACGCGCUCUUUGCCCAUGCAGAAGCUGGCCUCGUUCUACCACCCGGAGACCAAGAUCCACCUCGAAGUCCAUUCGACCGAGCCAGCAUUCCAGUUUUACACGGGAAAAUACAUUGAUGUACCCGCCGUGGCUGACUUGCCUGCCCGGCCCCCCCGUUCGGGCUUCUGCGUCGAGCCCAGUCGAUAUGUAAACGCCAUCAACAUUCCCGAGUACAAGUCGAUGAUGGUACUCAAGAAAGGUGAAAAGUAUGGCUCCAAGAUUGUGUACCGCGGCUGGCACGCUUGAGCCUCCGUAUCUCCUACGUAGAAUCCGUAAGCACUAUGCGUCUUGGAAACUAGCGGCUUACUUGGCCAUUGGUCACAUUUCCAAACGGAAUCAAUCACCAUUUCAACCUU